Molecule: messenger RNA, 1167 nt
Organism: Cheilinus undulatus (humphead wrasse)
Lineage: Eukaryota; Metazoa; Chordata; Actinopteri; Labriformes; Labridae
Gene: fam219b
Product: family with sequence similarity 219 member B
Exons: 6
Coding region: 122-679 (185 amino acids)
Source: RefSeq, a predicted model, not a curated record
UAUUAGCAUGUGGGGCUAACAGAAGUGCCUACUUGCUUCUGAAGAAAACAAAGCAGCGUACCGGUGGGACGCCUGUCAUCAUGCCUGUAUUGCGGAGUGAUUUGUGACAAACAGUGCUAAGAUGAUGAACGACAUCAUGGAGGAGCCGGAGAAGGACAGUUUGCUGGACGCUCCGCCGGAUCCUCAAGUUUUAUCGGGGCCCAGUAGUGGCACAAGACCUAAGAGUGCUGAUGGAGGGAUCCGACCGGUGGAGAAAAGAGGACCUUACAUCAUGUCCAGAGCCCCAGCUAUCCACCUCAAACUACAGAAACACCGGGAAAUGGCAAGGAAGGCUCUGAAAAAGAAAGCCCUCUCACCAGGACCUCCAGUGAUGCAUCAGCCCAGACAAGGAGCUAAGAGGACAGUGAAGUAUAACAAGGGCUACACUGCUUUGAGCCAGCAUGCCGAGGAAAGUUUGGUUGCACUGGACUCAGACAGUGAUGAGGAAAUCGAUUUUGAGCAGUAUUCCUCAGGAUACUCUUCAGCUGAGGUUCAUCCUGAUUUAAGCAAGCAGCUUCUUCAGGACGGCUACCGUUUGGACGAGAUCCCCGAUGACGAGGACCUGGACCUGAUUCCGCCCAAAGCCAUGGGCUCCUCUGUGUGCUGCUGCUCUGAGGGCCCAUCCUGCUCCAUGCAGUGAUGCCGGAGCACUGACUCAAACUCUCUGGCUCCAGUCCCUGUCCCUGACUCCUGUCACUGGUGCCUGAGGCCCUCUUUCUGACCCAGCUCACUGUUGUGCUGCCUGAGGACUUCCAGCUGAGAAGCCAAAAUCCUCUUCAUGCAGGACCGUCUGCACCAGGCUCGCUCGACUCACACGACAACACGAGGGACAUGAGAACAAGCCUUAUCCACUGUGACCCCAAAGCUUCAUGUAUUUUUUAUUUCUGUUUUUCUUUUUAUGAAACUACGUGCGAUGCUUUAAUGCCUCUUUUCCAAAAAGAGCAGUGGAGAGAGCCUUUCCUUUAGAUAAAGUAAGUCCUUUUUAACUUAAAACAGAGUGGUCUUUCUCUGCUCUGUGGUCAGGUCUGCAGCCCUCUACGCAUGAGGAGUAUACAGUAGUGGUGUAUUGUGUUUAAUGUUCCAGCCUUUGGGCAGUUAUUAAAUAAGUCAGAUGUGGGAAAAUCUAAA